GCCAAUCCACGCGAAGCUUCUUGCGUUCAUGAAAUGCAUAAAACGCGGCAGAAUUAGUCCUUUAUAUGUCACUACACACUGUAGCGUCCUGGGAAAAAGGUUCGGAUAAGCACGUGUUGUGUUGUGUGAUAAGUAUCCCUCUAGCAUGAAUGUAAAUUGUCACUGUUUAUUCACUAGAGCGUUAACAGUUCACACGACUGAAGCUUGUCAUACUGUUUUAAAAUCGUUCCCGGUUUGAAUAACCACAACAAAAGUGUCUCAACAGUGUUUCUUAUUUAGUGCGUUUAUACGCUUAUUUUUAAGCAUGCAUUUAUUAAACGUCUCUGCUAACACAUUUUAUUCAUCGCACCGUAAAGUCUCAUCGUGUGUGAUUGCAUUGUUUAUGUGUUGUCGAUAACACAUCGUCCCAGCACUGUGUCUUUAGCGAAAUUAGUGACAGUUUGUGCCUGAAAAGUAGCAUGUCACUAUGGUGCACUACACUAUAUUGCUUUCUGUGCGUGUGUGAAUGUUUUAUCACUCAUUGGAUUAGGCCACAAGAAGAGGCUGAAGACGUUGGUUCCUCUCCCGUCGGCUGCUACACAUCGUCAACAAACGUGUCUGCAAGCAUAUCCGACAGACGUCCACUCAACAGCUCGUCACCUCCCCUGGCGCCUUCCACCUCACCGUAGUCUGACUGCAGGCGUGACAGUGAAAUGGCUUCAGUGUCUGAGCACAGUGGACUGUGCCACGCGGGAGAAGGCGCUGCAGUGUGGCGUACGAGCAUUGACGACUUGCCUGAGGAGAUACUGAUAAAGAUCUUCUCUCACUUGUCUUUCACUGAGCUAGUGGACGUGGUACGGAAAGUGUGCCGUCGUUGGAGAAAGCUGUCGCGAGAUUUGAGGUUGUGGGCUGACAAGGAAUACCAUGUCGGGGUCUCGAGGCACUGCAACUCAGAGAACUGUAAGAGCGGCAGGACCGAGCGGGAGGCGAUGCUUAUCUUCCGCAGUGCCCGAAACCUGCGUAAAGUACACAAGUGGUGCGCCGUCAGCCCCCACGUCAUCGACGUGCUCUGCAACAAAUGCCAGAGACUCGCAGAUCUCCGCCUGCACGCCGCCCAGAAGCUCGGCUAUUCGACGGUGAAGAACUCGGUCGAGCAGUGCUCCGGGAUACACGUGCUGACGGCACCCGACGAGCUGCUGAAGACCGAGAAAUUUUCAGAGGCGGUGUCGCGUCUGCAGCACCUCCGUGUGCUGUGUCUGCAAGAGAGAUACGUGGGGACGACUUGCGUCCUGCGUCCUUAUGUGCUGAGACCUUUGGGUGACGGGUGCCCCCGACUGGUCGAGAUUGACUUCGGACGUAUGUCUGUCGGUACGGAUGAUCUGAAGUACUUUCUGAAUGCCAAGAACAACACCCUAAAGUGCUUACGAAUAAAGUGGUCGGUGGGUGGAACGAGGAAUGGAGGACUGCCACAACUGAAAGUGCUGGAUCUACCACACGGAUACGGUGUGGAAGAUAACACAGUAAUUGCCAUCAGCCACGGAUGUCCCGGUUUGCGGCAGCUCUCCGUCACUCACGCUACGAAGCUGUCGCCUGCUGCCUUCUCGGAGAUCGACUGUCUAGAACAUCUUGAAAUACUAGAUGUGACAGGUUGUAGCAGACUCGGCGGAGGCCUAUUCCCCUGCCUCGUUGGGCUACCACGACUUCACACGUUGCGAAUGGGUACCAUGUAUUUCGGUACCACGUAUUUUACAGAGUUGCAGCCAGGUGUGAGCAGCAUCCUCAAAUUGUCAGGAUUGCGAUGUCUGACAUUCGAUUAUUCGGAUGUUACUGGAGUGCCUUUUGAUAAGUUUCCGGAGAAUCUCAUCAGUCUCAGGGAGCUGAGUGUCGAAGGGUGCCAAGGUGACCCCAGAGCCACAGACGGGCUGACCGAGCAGAUGCCCAAUCUCGUAAUCCGCGGCACGAUCCACGCUGAGCUACAGCCUUUCUACUUCGAGGCACUCGAGGAUGUAGGGCCCGGCGAAGCAGACGAAGCGGUGGACGACCGUUCGGAGAGUGACGAAGACCGCGACAGUGAUAGUAGCGUCGGCGGCAGUGACAGUGAGAGAGGUUGAGAGCACUAUAUCUGUAUGUAUAAAAAUGAUGUGAAAUUUAUAGGAAAGUACAAUUCUCAGUACUUGUCAACAUAAGCGGAAACUGUUUUGAAGGAAUAUAACAAAUAAUUUUAGAAAUGUGUAGAAGAAACAGUAAUGUUGUUUGAAUACCUGCUGUAACAAUCUGCAAUAAUGUUUGAUUCUUGUUGUAACAACAAUGGAGUCACAAUGAAACAAAUUUUUUAAAUGAUAAAAUGGCUACACAGAUCAGGUAGCAAUUCAUAAAUAGCACUGACAAUGUUUUUUUGCAGUAAGUCGAAUUUAAAAACUUCUUUGUUUUUAUAAACCUGUGAAACAAUAAUAAAUGAGGACUGCUACCUUGUUAUUUUAAGUGUUAAUUAUAUUUAUCAGGAUACUGCUAGAUACCAUUUUUAAAUAUUAAAUUUCAUUUGGAGGAACCACUUUGUGAUUAAAAUACACGACAGACUCUUUUACGAAUGAACCACACAUCACUAGUGUAAUACUGUAUAGCAUUUAUUAUUUGUUACACAAACCAGUUUUUGGCUGAUAAGUCACUGUCGGGUAUGAAGAUAAGUAAGUGGUAAAGUGAAAUUGGUUGGAUCAAAGAUUUUAAAGUAGUGCAUCUAAAGAGUAUUUCUGUUUCCAGAGGUGAAAAAAAAUUAAUGUUACAAGAAGGAACAAAUAAAGGAUUAUUUCAGUGUAAA
Molecule: messenger RNA, 2794 nt
Organism: Schistocerca piceifrons (Central American locust)
Lineage: Eukaryota; Metazoa; Arthropoda; Insecta; Orthoptera; Acrididae
Exons: 7
Coding region: 693-2090 (465 amino acids)
Molecular function (GO): protein binding
Source: RefSeq, a predicted model, not a curated record